Danio rerio (zebrafish) is the source of this 3188-nucleotide messenger RNA. The record is from RefSeq and is a predicted model, not a curated record. Lineage: Eukaryota; Metazoa; Chordata; Actinopteri; Cypriniformes; Danionidae.
UCGUGUGUUUAUUUUAUUGAACUAACUUUGUUCUAAAUAAAUACUAGUUUUUUAAUCAACAAAUCAAUAUCGAUUAACGUUACUGCCCCCUUUUUCCCUUUCCACCGAGAUGCGGAACUAACGUUAGCAAUCACACGGAGCGAUUUAUCAGGCGAACCGGCGGAGAGCAGCAGUAACAUUCAUAACAAAUGUUUGAAUGAAUUUAACGUUAACCGAAUUCAAGCCUAAAUGUGGAGAAACAACGCGAAAAUGACACUAAAUAGCACAGCCGCGGACAUCUGUCGACGAAAAAACGCAAGAUAAUGAGAAUAUGGAUGCAUAUGUACAUGUUGACCUGCGUGUUCUGAACAUUUCUGUGACUCAUAUUGUCAUUUAAAGAUUGUGAGCAUGCUCGAUGCUGACUAUAAACACUGCAGAAUUGUAUAUUAGCAAACGUGAAUGUGUUUAUUAAUCCAUACUUUAUCAUUUCAAACCUUAACAGAAGAAAGCAACAGAACUGAACGCUGUUAAUUCAUUAUAUAAUGUCUACAUUUGGCUUCAUUUAAAAUGUCUGUAUUUUGCACAAGGCACCUGCUGCAUAGCUUUAAGUGCUUUGCGCGCAGGUUACCGAUUCCAACUCAAUCCCGCAGAGUGUUUUUUGUUAAAGCCACUCGUCUUUUAUCCCAAACCCCAAAAGUGGGAUUGUUCUGCUGGACUGCAUGUGGGACCAUUUACGCCGCCGGACCAGAAUCCCUCAAGAAUCAUCAAAACCCCACAGAGAGGAAAUCAGUGGCCGGAGUUCAGAUCCACAGGCUAGUAUUCGUCCUGCGAUUGGGACUCCGCGCAUUGGUGCUUCUUCUCAAAUUCAGCCCUCUUUUACUUCUAUACCCAUUGACUUUACUAUCCCAGCGUUGGGCGUCCCAUUGGUUGGAUUGCCUACUUUGGGUCACCGAAACCUCCGGACCAACAUUUAUCAAACUGGGCCAAUGGGCCAGCACAAGACGGGAUAUCUUCUCCCAAGACUUCUGUGACCGCUUCUCCAGGCUUCACGUGCGGGUGAAGGCUCACUCCUGGUCCCACACUAAACUGUGUCUGAAGCGGGCGUUUGGGGAGGGAUGGAGGCAGAUGUUUGUGUUUGACAGUAAGGAGCCGGUAGGUUCGGGAUGCGUGGCUCAGGUGUACCGCGCCAAAGCUAAAGUGGCAAACAUCCAAGAUCCGGCUUUCCAGAAGCUGCUGGAGGAACUGGAGAAGAAGAAUCUUCUGGAAGCCUGGGAGAUCCCUGGACUGGGAGGAGCAUUGAGUGAUUUUUGGGAGAUUAAUAGAGAUGAGGAUGAGAUGACGGAUGGGAAGAUGAAGGAAUUCGGAGAGAGAUCUGGUCAAGGUGAACAUUUGGAGGAAGAGCGGCUGAUUCCUGUUGCAAUUAAGGUUCUUCAUCCAGGAAUCCGGCAGCAGGUGCAGAUCGACCUGAUCUUAAUGAAAGCUGGAAGUUUAUUCCUCAACUGUUUGCCGGGUGUGAAGUGGCUCAGCCUGCCGGAGAUUGUGGAGGAGUUCCAGAAGCUCAUGACCAAACAGAUUGAUCUACGGUUUGAGGCCCAGAACAUUGAAAAGUUCCAGAAGAACUUUAAAGAUCUGGAAUAUGUGAAGUUUCCGACGCCGCUCAGACCGUUCGUCACUAGAACUGUGCUGGUAGAAACAUAUGAGGAAAGUGAACCCAUCUCCAAGUACCUGAGCUCUAACAUCCCAGCAGGAGUCAAGCAGAGAAUCGCACGCAUGGGUGUCGAUCUACUCCUAAAAAUGGUGUUUGUGGAUAAUUUCGUCCAUGGUGAUCUUCACCCGGGGAAUAUCCUGGUUCAGGGCAGCUGUGGGGAGGAAUCUGAGGACAGGGCCACGCUGACGGACCUGUGGGACACUGUGGUGGUCAGCAUGAGGGCGACUCCUCCAUCUCUUCAGCUGGUGCUGCUGGACGCUGGUAUUGUAGCGCAGCUCAGUGAAGCAGAUCAGCGCAACUUCAGAGCUGUCUUUACCGCUGUUGUCCUCAGACAGGGCGAGCGAGUAGCGGAGCUGAUCCUCCAUCACGCCCGGGCCAACGAGUGCCAGGAUGUGAUGCGAUUCAAGAAGGAAAUGGCUGAACUGGUGGAUCGUGCACUCAGUGACACGCUCUCUCUGGGGAAGAUCCAGGUGGCCGAGCUUCUCUCUCAAGUUUUUGGUUUGCUGAUCCAUCACAAGGUGAAGCUGGAGAGUAAUUUUGCGUCUAUGGUGUUCGCCAUCAUGGUUCUGGAGGGUUUGGGGAGAUCGCUGGACCCCAACCUAGACAUCUUGGAGAUGGCCAAACCCCUCCUGCUGAAAAACUGCACCUCGCUCCUCUGAUGCUCCUGCGUUUACAACAUUUACCUCACUUCUGCAGCCAAUGAAAACAGCCGCAAUUCAAUCAAGUUAACAUGUGCAAUUUCUGUAGUUCACUAUUUUCAGUACAAAGUCUAAUUAUUCUUAAAGGGAUAGUUCACACAAAAACUAAAAAAUCUUCAUUUACUGUAACACUCAAGUGGUUUUUGGCUCAUGAAUUUCUUUCUUUUGUUGAGCAUAACUGUUGAAUUAAUGUUUAAUAAUAAAAAAAGCAGCCAUUGACAUUCAUAGUUGGAGCACAAAAGUACUAUGGAAGUCAAUGGCUGCUUUUUCUGGCAUUCUUCAGUGUUUCUUCCUUUGUAAAGAAAACAUCUUAGUUAAUAAUGAGGACAUUUUCAUAUUUGGAUGAACUAUCCCUUCAAAAUCUUUGUACAUUUGCUGGAUGCAAAAUGACAUGAUAUAAUUAUUCCAGGUUAAUUAAGUUUUUGCUUUAAAUUAGGAAGAAUUACUUUGGCAGAUUUUUUUUUUUCAUUGGCACAUAAACAUGUUUAAUUUAUGCUUAAAUAAAAAGAUUUAAAGAGACAGUACACCCAAAAAUGCAUUUAUUCGCUCUCCUAUGACAUCCAAGAUGCGGGUAUUUUUUUCUUUAGUAAGAUUUUUGGUGGAAAUGGCGAUUCUGGGUGAUUCAUUACAUAGCAAGUCAACAGCUACCAGCACUUUGAGGGACAAAAAAAUAAAUCAUUCAUUAUUAAAAUACUUAUUUUUUAAAAUAAAAAAAUGUUGUUUUGCAUGUGUAUGUAUGUAUUUAUAUAUGUACAAAUGAACUGCGAUUGAUGGCAUCCAAUGUAAAAGUUUCUUUUGGUGUG